GCACCCCAUUCGACUCACGAAACACUCGCCACACACUCGCAACACCCACGCCACACAAGCACAAACACUCAACACAUUAACUUUAAAAUAAAAAAUAUUAUUUUUGUUAUUUUAAUUAAAUAAGACUGCUACAAUGAAUCGCAUUGACCUUACCAUGGAUGACAUGGCCAACACCAAGUUCCUUACGCUGUACAGUAGCCUGAUCAAGAACUUGACCACCGCCUCGGGCUUCUCCUCCAACGAGGUGCUCUGCCUGUUGAUCGUGUUCUACAAGUAUGCCCUCAAUAACAACGCCCGGGUGAUGUCCACGUACCAGCUGUACAACUUGUUCCUGGUCACCUUCGGGAUCGUUGACGUGGCCAUCAUCGACCGCAUUUCGAUGAACAUCACGCAGGACGGCCGAUUCGUUACGCCAGAGUCAUGGAUGAGGCUGUUCUCCGUGUUUUUCACCGGAAAUUUGCAUGAACGAAUGAAAUUUGCAUAUAAUGUGUAUACCAGCGCUGGUACAUUGGCAUUAAAUCGUGAGGUGGUCGGCUUGGCUAUUGAAAAAUUCUUCUAUGGCGACGAUGACGACGAGAUCCUCGAACUCCGAGCGGAUAUGUGCGAAUUUCUAUUUCGAAAAUUCGACACGGAUAAGGAUGGCGUUAUAUGUUUUGACGAAUACGCCGAAAUUGUUCAAAGGCAGCCAGGACUAUUGGAGUUUUUAGGUAAAGUCUUUCCCGAUGAAAGUGACAAAACACUAGUCGCCUACUGUCAUAACUUGGAGUCAUGGUUCCCGCCCGGGAAAGAUAUUUAAAUAAAAUGGUAUUCUUUGUAGGAAAACUCGCGUGAAUUUUGAAAUAAUUUACAUUUUUUAACCGGC
Messenger RNA from Drosophila serrata, 862 nucleotides. It is a transcript of the gene sunz, whose product is annotated as sungrazer. NCBI's taxonomy places the organism in Eukaryota, Metazoa, Arthropoda, Insecta, Diptera, Drosophilidae. Gene Ontology annotation, molecular function: calcium ion binding. The record is from RefSeq and is a predicted model, not a curated record.